UUUUUCUGCAUCAGAAGGAGGUUGGGGAAGGGACUUUUGGUAUAUGAAGUGGAAGGAACAAAACAACCCAAGAACAGAAAGAAGUUGACCGCUUGAAGAGGGGCCAAUGUACUGACUGAUAGUGUGUCCCAUUUGCCAGAUCAGGGCAGGUCUUAAGCCACAGCAGGGGAAAAUACCAGCUUUUUCUCGUUUUUCUCAUUCCCCGCUCAUGCUGCUGGCUGUCACGCUGGCAGAUCCAUAUCCAAUAAACCCGAGAUCAUCGACGAGCAUUGUGCAGCGGAGGACGCAGGUCUUUCUUCUUUUGUCUUUGUUUAUCGUGGUUUGUUUCUCAUCUAUCUCUUCAUCCGCACGGUACGUGGACCGUAUGAUGGCCUCUGGAUGGUUGGGCGCGUCCAAGUAACAUCCCGCGUCUUGGCGUCGCAAACUGCUAAUCAAUGGAAAUCAGGUACCGGCUAUCUGUGGGGGAGCAACUACAACUUCCUUCGGUUUUCCGGCAGUCAGUCGGCCGAUUGCAUCUCGUGCUCUCGACAUGUGAGACCGGGAUAACAAACCAGUCCUCACCAGCCUAGCCAGAAGAUGGCAAGCUGAGCCACGUUCGGUAACAACAGCCGCCAUCAAAUUAGUUCUUCACCAUGCCUCCCGCCGCUCACUGCCGGGCUGAUUCCGUACAGCAACCAGCGAAAGGUCGGUAAUUUAGCCUGCGUCAACUCUGUCUCAUCCGGAGAGACACCAGGUUUUUUUGGGGACGAACUGCGUCUAGAGUGGUAGCGUAGACUACACGAGUCCACAAGGUUUCCAGCAUGGGGGAGGAAAAUGUCCGACGUUGGACUGGAUUUCCACGAAUUUGGCUGUGUCAAGAUUUGGGGUGUCGUUGAAGCGGAGCUCGAGGCAUGGGCAACAGCACAUCACAGCGAAUCACGGCCGCACGAUGCGUCUUGAUCUGGGCAAUCUUGGAUGAAAGCGCCCACUUUUGUCAACCUCAGGUCCGGAUACGGCAUGCGCCAACCCCUUGGCGGCGUUGCUGAACCCUGUCGGCUCUGCGGAGGCCGGUCGUUAGCUUGGACGCCUCUGCCGCAGUCACACACCCCAUUGAGCACCCCACGUCGAGUCGUCAACCUCGUUGACGUCCCGCUAAUCUCCUGCUUCGAGUGCUGGCCUCGCUGACCAUCCACUCGAACUACAGCUUGCCCAGCAUCAUGUCGACGAUGGACGUCUCCUGGUGUGCCAUGGCCGGCCUCCCAGCGGACGCCUUAGGCGCUCGUGCCUCCUGCUGUUUCCCGGCGUCUCCUGAUAUCCAUCCCGUUAACCGUACCGUGAUCUAGACGAGCAGCCCCAUCUCAGAUCUUGUUUCUCGUGGACGGGUUAUGCCAGUUACUGUCGGCGGAUCAUGGACCAGUUCAUCCUUGGGGCCUGCCUCGAGUGGCUUGACACUGGCUCCAACCCCCCUCCCCGCCCGCCAGUAAUCCCUGGUUUUUCUCAGCUACCUGUUAUAUGUUCUCCGCCUUGUCAUAUCGUUUGAUCUGCCGCAUGUCCCUCGUCUUCUUCCCCUCCUGUCCCAGGCAAGCGUCUAGACUGAGCUUCAGCACCCGGUGUUUGCUGCCGGGCCUCCUUCAGUCUGAUCCGUUCCGUAUCACCGCCAUCAAGUCCACCCAACGCUGGCAGUAUUUGUUGAAAGGCGAUCCGGUGUCAAAGAACAUCGCUGCUUCUUCACCGUGCUAUGAGCUGGCAAACUGCUCCCGUCGGUUUCCAGUAGGGCCUCCGCGCAACUUAGGAUAACGGUCACGAUAUCGAGCGCGCAACUCGCAGGCUGGCCAAUAUGAAGCUUGCACAGAGCUCUGGAAAAGCUCUAGUUUGUCUGGGGCUUCUGGCUGGCUUCGCUGCUGCGGGUGGUCUCGGGCCAGCAAAGCGAGACGAAGUGACCCCCUCGACAACGGUCACGCCGACUCGGACGUUGACAGAGGCCGGAUCGGAAACGACAAGGUCAAUCGCCCCCUCUGGCUCUCCGGUCAUUGGUACUCUAAAUCCCUCGUCCACAUUGCCGCCUUCUGCCAAAUCAACUGUUGAUCCGGCCUCUCUGUUCAACACCAGCGCCCUCGAUGCUCCGCUUCCAGAUGACCAGCUUCCCCUACAGCCUGUCAUCACCCCCGGAUGGGCUGUUUCCGGUGCCAUUAUGCUCAUCACCGGCUUCGUCUAUGCUAUCGUGGGGAUCAAGACAAAAUGGCUACAUACCUUUUUCUCAACCGCCUACCUGGCAAGUUUAGGGACAACAGCGCUGAUCUUGUACGUCAUGGUGCCACCAGUCAGUGACGCUGUCCAAGGAGCAUACGUGGUAGCAGCUGUCUGCACCGGAGCUGUUCUAGGUGGCCUUGCCAUCGUUUUUAAGGAACUCACCGAGUGUCUGGCCGGUCUUCUGGGCGGCUUUUGUCUCAGCAUGUGGUUGCUGACUCUUCAGCCCGGUGGACUUGUCCCAUCAACUGUUGGCAAGGUUUUGUUCAUUGCCUCGUUCACCUUUUCAGGCUUUGGGGUGUACUUUGUGCCAUGGACUCAGAUUCGGGCAUAUGCACUUAUCGCAUGUAUUUCCUUCUCAGGGGCCACCCUGACUGUUCUCGGAAUCGAUUGCUUCACUCGCGCUGGUCUCAAGGAGUUUUGGGCGUACAUUUGGGCACUCAACGACAAGCUGUUCCCCCUUGGCGCGAAUACCUACCCACUCACACGCGGCAUUCGGGUUGAACUCGCUGUCACAAUACUCAUCUUCCUCGCCGGCAUUGUUUCUCAGCUCAGGCUCUGGCGUCUCAUCAAAGACCGUCGAAGCAAACGUGAGGAGGAGAUUGCCGAAGGAGAGCGGAACCUUCGUAUCGAAGAGGAGAUCAUCGGCCGCCAAGUUGAGGAGAUGACGGCUCGCGAGCUCCGUCGCUGGGAGCGUAUCUAUGGCGAGAACACCCCGACCCACCAGGCCUCCGACUCGGCAUUGGGCGAUAUGGAUGACGAGAAGCGAAUUCGUCACAGCUCUGCCACUCUGGCCUACUCGAGACGCACCAAGUCCCCGACUGAUACUGAUGGGAUUGUAGCGGCCGAGGUUUAUGUCGACCCUCUGGCGGACCCUACGCCCUCGGAGAAGGCCGACAUGAAUGAGACUGUUAUCGCCAGAGACGUCGGCGAUGGGAGAAGAUUCACGGUCAGGAUUAGUGAGGACGAGCUUCGCGGGCGCUCGACCCCUGAGGUUACCUCUUCGCACACUCACGAUGGUCAUAUGAGGCGCGAGAGUUAUAUCAUGAUGAAUUCCAGACGCAGCUCACAACGUAACUCUCAACGAAACUCGCUUCACACCCCUGAGGUUCCCAUUCUCAGUCUGCCUUUCCCGCUGUCUAAUGCCAAAAGCGAGGAGGGUCGUUCCUCGUUUGCUGCAACCUGUGCCGACGAGGAAGGCCGGGAGAACGUGCCUGGACCUCGGAUUAGAAAUUCAACGGCGGAAAAGCUUGCCGAGAGACUGUCAAGUGGUUCGGCCAAGCUGCUUAGGGGCCUUUCCCGGCGGUCUGCCCACAGCAAGCGUGGGAUCAUCGAGGGAGUGGGCGAAAGCGCAGAAGAGUUGGCUGUCGAGUCUGUCCAAAAUAGGGACGACCUCGACUCUCUUGCUGCGGUUUUGGACGACUUGAGCUCUCUGGGAGAAGUCUCGGCGACACCAUCGCCAACUACUGAUGUGAAAAUGGAACUGCCCGCCUGGAAAUCAAAACCCCAGUCGGCCGACUCUAGUACGCCGGGAGCCAAAAGGACAGAGGCGGCAGUCCCUGAGAUGAAACAAGAGGAGGAAACGUCGCUGAGCUCUGGGGAGGUUGGUGAUAUGAUUCCUGAGAUACCCACAAGGCUCUCCGACGUGGACGUACUUGCUAUUGCCGAGUCACGCUUGGCCAAGUCCUCGCCGGCUCUUGAACAAGGAGGCUUUGUUCCUGAAGAAAAGAAUCCUGCACCCUUACCGCAAUUCCAGGCCGACUUCGAGGUCGAGAAGAAGAUGGAUCCUGACGAGGACAGUUCGCGGGCGGACCCUGUGGGAAGCCCCAAGCAUGAUGAGGACGGUGCAAAAGAUGGGGAUGAUGCUGCGGUCAGAGGGGAAUCAUUGGAUUCCGUUGCCGCCAGUCUGACGAGAGGGAAUCUUCCACCAGCCUUGUCCCGAGUAGCAUUGUGUUAUCGUACAAAUGAGUGGGCGAAACACCUGAGUGUGGCUGAGAUCCCUGACCCAGAUGAGCUCCAGCAAGAGAUCGUUGCAGCACAAGACGGCUCAGACGAAGAACCGGCGCCCCUUGACAUUGUCGACCUUCAGCAAACAGCCGAGAAUGCGACCAUUCCUCCAUACGCCCCUCGAUCGGCUAGCGCCAUGUCAAACUACACAGGCCAACCUGUCAGCAGGAGCAGUUCCAGGACAUCGUUCUCGGCGUAUCCAGAUUCGAAUGCCUCUGCUAUCCAGCCUGGCUCUUCGCCUGACUUGCAGCAAGGAAAGUUGAACAGUCCCUAUCGCUCCUCUUCCAUGACGGGCGUGAUGCUCAAGGGGCGAAAUUCGAGACUUAUCGCCGAGCCCAUCGCGGAAGAGGGCGAUCAUGAGCCAACUGAACACGUUUCAACCUCUUUUCCCUCAGAUACAACCUGGACCAUGCCGAACACAAACUCGGCAUCUGCGUUCCCUCAUGGGCUGUUGUCUUCAACCUCGGUCCCGAACAUGACACGGAUCAGCCAACAAUCCUUGUACUCUCCGCCUACUCUCAUGGGUGUGCGCGAGACGCUCCUCCGCAAUAAAGCGUCUGGGUCAAUCUACGCUCAGACUGCUGAACCAAUUCCCUACGGAAUACCAACCUUUCCUGUCGCAAGGCCUUCCUCUGAACACGAGAGUCUGCACAGCCACUCUGCACCUAACAAUGUCCCUAGCGAUUGCUCCAGCCCAGCAGUCGGCGUCGACCUCGAUGACCUGCCACUAUCCCAACGCCGUGCGUUGAUCCGACAGAGCAGUAUGUCUAUGCAGCCCCAGCAGGCGCUUAUACGCCAGCGUUCAGGGCUGCGAAGUCCUACGCCACCUGCUACCUCUCACCCUUCCCCAUGCGCAACAACAGAGUCUACCACUUUCGACUCAUACCAGCCUCUCCGUCAUAGCACAGUACCCACCGAAGCUGUUCGCCAGGCGCAGCUCGCCAACUUCCGCAACAGCGUCCAAGCUGACCUCCGGGCCAACGCACGGCCAAAGACGUUGGCCCGACACAGGUCUGUCGGAGGUGAUGGCUUCCACCACGGCCCGCCUCUUUCGGGGGGGUUGCUUAAUUUAGGAAGUACCACCUCCAUGACCAGUCUCAAGGGUGCUUUCCAAUCCGUAGGAGAUCGGCACAGUGGAAACACCCCUGGGAGUAGUGUUGAAGCCCAGAGGAACAUUGACAUUCAACGCGGGGUGAUGAUGGAGCAAAAGGAGGCCGAGGCGGCGAGGCUGGAGAGCACGAGGCUGGAGAGGGAGGGGAGGCAGAGGGAGUUUGAGGAGCGGAUGAGGAGGGAUCGGGGGAUGUUGGAGGCGCACCGGGAUGCCAUGAGGAGGAUACAGAGGGGUGUGAGGGAUGUUUGAGAUGUCAUGACUUUUUUCUUUUUUUUUUGCGAAAAAGAAAACAAUGAUGUUAUGGGAUGAAUUGGAGAAAUAUAAUGACGAGAUGGCAAAACGUCGGACGUAUAGCGUGAGGCAGGCGUGUCUGUUUUGCCACUACUGUUGUAUUUGGCUUGCGGGGGAUGUCUGAUGACUUGUUUGUUUUUGGAAACAUGACCCCGAGAUGAGUACGAGUACGAUGACGGCAUGGCGGUACGGUUUUACGGAAGGUUGAUGUAUACAGGUAGCUUUUAAUCAAGAUUGGGGGUUUGUAAUUACUUGCUGAGUCUUUUGUGCAUAGCAUGACGGUUAUUGGGGAGGACAAGGUAGAAAGUGAAUGGGAUGGAUGGGGGCAUAGAGUCGGACUGGAUGGGUUAGAGAAUAAUUAAUAGUAUAUUGAGUAGUUGUUAGAGUCAGA
This is a messenger RNA of Podospora pseudocomata, 6026 nucleotides long. RefSeq lists its product as uncharacterized. The transcript is spliced from 2 exons. NCBI's taxonomy places the organism in Eukaryota, Fungi, Ascomycota, Sordariomycetes, Sordariales, Podosporaceae. The coding region runs from base 1817 to 5593 and encodes 1258 amino acids. The record is from RefSeq and is a predicted model, not a curated record.